Molecule: messenger RNA, 1593 nt
Organism: Drosophila sulfurigaster albostrigata
Lineage: Eukaryota; Metazoa; Arthropoda; Insecta; Diptera; Drosophilidae
Gene: Ykt6
Product: synaptobrevin homolog YKT6
Exons: 2
Coding region: 259-858 (199 amino acids)
Biological process (GO): endoplasmic reticulum to Golgi vesicle-mediated transport
Cellular component (GO): Golgi apparatus
Molecular function (GO): SNAP receptor activity
Source: RefSeq, a predicted model, not a curated record
ACGCACACCCGCACAUACUUACUCAUACACACAGCAAGCGAAUUAAAACAAAUCAUACAUCUUUUUUUUUUUGGUGUCACAAAUUGACAAUUCGCUAUCAACACGACAACAACAACAAGUGUGCGCCUUAACUUGAACCCACCUCUGGCCAAGCAAAAAUACAAAACAUAAACAAAACAAGCAACAAGCAAAGAAAAACCUAAAAGCAAAACAUAAAAUUCGCCAACCCGCAGCAAAAGCGAAAAGAAAAGUGAAAAUAUGGUGAGAGUUUUCAGCUUGAGCGUUUUCUUCAAAGGUGCGACCGAAGCACGCCUGUUGAAGACCACCUCGGAUCUGCAGUCCUUUCCCUUUUUCCAACGUGGCACUGUCAACGAGUUUAUGACUUUCGCUUCAAGGACAAUUGUGGAACGCACGCAGCCGACGAUGAGGCAAUCAGUGAAACAGGAUGCUUACAUGUGCCACGUUUAUGUGCGGGCCGAUAAUUUGGCCGGUGUCCUGAUCGCCGAUCAUGAAUAUCCUCAGCGUGUUGCGCACACCUUGAUCACCAAGAUCCUUGAUGAUUUCACAGCGAAAGUGCCGGCUGGAUUGUGGCCAAAUGGUUCGGAGGCACAAAUUCCGUUCGAUGCGUUGCCAGCGUUUUUGACACGCUAUCAGGAUCCCAAGGAGGCGGAUCCGCUACUGAAAAUGCAAACGGAUUUGGAUGAGACGAAAAUCAUCCUGAAGAAUACAAUUGAAGCGGUGCUGAAACGUGGCGAAAACUUGGAGGAUAUGGUCUAUAAAUCGGAACAAUUGUCCAUGCAGAGCAAGGCGUUCUAUAAGACAGCGAAAAAGACGAAUUCAUGUUGCAGCUUCUCUUAAGUUAACACAUUUAGUAGAACAAGAACAUGAUGAUGAUGAUGAUGAAGAAGUCGAAGAAGAAGAACAGUAAAACACCAUAAACAACACCAACUUACAAAACAAAGAAAAAGAGGAAGCUUUUUAUAACAAUUAAUGAAUUAAUUUUAUAUAUUUACUAUAUAUAUACGAUUUGUAUAUGGAUGUAUGUAUCUGUAAAUGUGUGUGUGUGCGUGUGCUACCCAUACAUAGGCAAAUCACGUUCCCGUUACCCGUUUCAACUAACUGGCAGUAGCAGUAACAGCAGCAGCAGCAGCGAUAUAGUGUUAAUAUUAUUAUUAUUAUUAUUACACACACAUGUAAUUUAUACCAAUACAAUUAUAAUAAUAUACUAUACUGUAUAAGUGUGUGUGUGUGCGUGCUCCACGCCAUGUCUCUAUGUCUAUGUGUCUUAUCUCCUUUCUACAUACAUAUGUAUUUCUACUCUGCUGCCUGUCUAUUUGUAUGUGGUUCUGUGUGUGUGUCUGCGUGUCUGCUCAUCCAUCUCUUAGCUAGCUUUUGUCUUUUGUAUCUGCUCUCCCUCUUCCACCCACAACAACUGUGUGUGUGUGUGUGAGUUUGUUUUGCAUGUGCAUCAAAGGAAUCCCAUAACUGCCGAAUACUCAAGAGGCGCCAUCUAUGGGCUAAAUAAUAAACAAGUAUUAUGCCAAAAAAAAACAAAAAAGAAUUAAUAAAUGGAAUAAAUAACAAAAAAUUAAA